Messenger RNA from Eruca vesicaria subsp. sativa (arugula), 1512 nucleotides. The record is from the annotation of a GenBank genome assembly. NCBI's taxonomy places the organism in Eukaryota, Viridiplantae, Streptophyta, Magnoliopsida, Brassicales, Brassicaceae.
AUGCAGACACUUACGCCUAACACCGACUUAUUCCAUGCAAAACGUAGACGUUUCACAUGCAGUACCAAAACCUCGACGUUGAUCCAAGCGAAGCCACUCUCCGUUUCUCUGGCGAGUAAAACAAAUAAAGACCAUCUCAGAAACCUUGAGAACAUUCUUAAGACAACCUCUACAGAUAAUCUCGACAACAAUGUAUCUUCUCGUACAACGUCAACGUCUACGUUACUCGGAGGUUUGAGUUUGGCGAGAAUAUGGCCUCAGAUGAAAGCCGCCGUUGACGAAAUGUCUCCAAAGAAUCUAAAGCGGCUUCAAAGACUUCUCUCAAAAUCAUCUGAGGAGCGUUCACCUAAGAAUAAACUCGGGUCUAAGUGGCGGGAGCUACACGGGUCGAAUAACUGGGCCGGGUUGCUUGAUCCACUAGACGAGAAUCUCCGGCGAGAGCUUGUCCGUUACGGUGAGUUUGUGCAGGCGGCUUAUCACGCGUUUCACUCCGACCCGGAAGGCUCGCCUAGAGACGACAUCACGUUACCUGAUAAAUCAUUUAAAGUAACGAAGAGUCUUUACGCCACGUCAUCAGUUCAUUUACCUAAAUGGAUUAAUGACGUGGCACCUGAUCUUAGGUGGAUGACUAAACAGACUAGCUGGGUUGGGUACGUGGCAGUCUGCGAUGAUCCGAGAGAGAUCCGACGGAUGGGGAGGAGAGAGAUCGUCAUCGCGCUGCGUGGAACCGCCACGUUGCUCGAGUGGUCAGAGAAUUUUAGACCCAAUCUGGUCUCCAUGCCUGAGCCCAAACCCGAUCCAUCAGACCCGACACGGCCCAAAGUUGAAUGCGGGUUCAACAGCCUCUACACGACGGCAAGCCAACACGCGCCGAGUCUCGCCGAGUCUUUGAUCGGAGAGAUCAGCCGGCUCGUGGAUCUCUACGCCGGAGAGGAGCUGAGCAUCAGCGUCACCGGACACAGCCUCGGUGCCGCCAUAGCUCUCCUCGCAGCCGACGAUAUCGCGGAGCGUGUCCCCCACGCGCCUCCGGUCUCGGUUUUUUCCUUCGGCGGGCCACGUGUAGGGAACCGUGAGUUCGCUGAGCGGUUAGAAUCAAAGGGAGUGAAAGUCCUACGCGUCGUGAACAGCCAAGACGUGGUGACGAAAGUUCCGGGGAUAUUCUCAGAUAACGAUAAUAAUAAUAACAAGCAGGGGCAAAAUCGUAUAAUGGAGAUGGUGGAGAGGAACAAUCCAUGGGCUUACUCGCACGUGGGAGCUGAGCUGCGCGUGGACAUGAAGAUGUCUCCUUAUUUGAAACCUAACGCUGACGUGGCGUGCUGUCAUGACCUAGAGGCGUACUUGCAUUUGGUCGAUGGUUUUUUGGCUUCGAACUGUCCGUUUCGGGCAAACGCGAAAAGGAGUUUAAGGAAGCUGUUGGAUGAGCAACGGUCUAACGUUAAGGUUUUGUACACUGGAAAGUCUUUGAGAUUCGACCGUACUAAUGAAGAUGUUUUGCCUAGUUCGUCAUCGUGA